UCCUUACGCAAGUUACAUUUUACUCUACGACAUGAACGUUCAUUCGCAUUAUUUACCAUCUCCAAACAGACUUUUUUCGACAACUUUUUAUUUUUAGUCUUAAGAUUAGUGCAAGUACCAUUAAUUUAUUGUGCAAAAUAUAUCUCAAGGUUUUCGUAUAAAAUAAUCACAAUAACAUAAUACAUCGGCAUUUUGUAAUCAAUAUGAUUGUCAACAAUUCCAAUAACCAGGAUUCACCAUGUUUUUGCAAAUGGGACAAAUGUGGUUUACAUCUUAACAAAUCGGAACUUGCAAAACAUGUGACGAACCACAUGGUACCUGGUCCACAAGGGUUGUUCUAUUGCAAAUGGAAGAGCUGUACCAGAGGAGACCGAGCUUUUAACGCCAAGUACAAAAUGUUAAUUCACUUACGUACGCACACGAACGACAAGCCUUAUCAAUGUUAUACUUGUGGAAAAAGCUUUACUAGGACGGAAAACCUCAAGAUCCAUGCACGCACGCACACGGGAGAAAAGCCAUAUGUUUGCUCGGUGAAUGGGUGCAACAAGGCGUACUCAAACUCUAGUGACCGUUUCAAGCACACCCGAACGCACUUCAUUGAAAAACCGUACGCCUGUCGAGUAGAGAAAUGUAUGAAGAGAUACACAGACCCAAGUUCAUUGAGGAAACAUGCCAGAAGUCACAACCAGCAAACUAGAACGAUAACGAGUCAAGAGACGAACCUACAACCGUCGGGUGAUUUGACGACUUCUACUAUACUUGUCGACCAACCGUUGGAUUUGUCUGUUCGAUGGAAAAAAUACCUAUGAAAUGUUGAUUAACAAUUUUGACAGUAGUAUUUUUAAAACUAAACGUAGAGGACAUACUUUAAUAAUUAUUUAUGAUUCACCUUUUUACAUAAUAAAAUUCACCCUUGUCCUAACCUAAAUUAACCUAACCCAGAGUAUAUAUACUAAAGUACAUACAUACUAAGAGUAUACAUAAUAUUUCUUGUAAAUAUAAUUUUAACAACUAAUAACGUAUAUCUACAAUAAAUCAGACAAAUUA
Adelges cooleyi (spruce gall adelgid) is the source of this 1047-nucleotide messenger RNA. Its product is annotated as zinc finger protein GLIS2 homolog. Gene Ontology annotation, biological process: smoothened signaling pathway; regulation of transcription by RNA polymerase II. NCBI's taxonomy places the organism in Eukaryota, Metazoa, Arthropoda, Insecta, Hemiptera, Adelgidae. The record is from RefSeq and is a predicted model, not a curated record. Gene Ontology annotation, molecular function: RNA polymerase II cis-regulatory region sequence-specific DNA binding; DNA-binding transcription factor activity, RNA polymerase II-specific. Gene Ontology annotation, cellular component: nucleus. The coding region runs from base 204 to 809 and encodes 201 amino acids. The transcript is spliced from 5 exons.